CAGCAUUCUCCUCCGCGUGGUCACCGAGUGCAGACGUCUUGUUGCUCUCUCUCUCUCCCUCAGACAAACAUGAUGAGAUUCUGGCGCAUGGUUGUGGCGACAAUGCUGGUGGUGGCAGUCGCGGUGGCAGUGGUGGCAGCAGAGGAAGGCGAACCUCAACUUCCCGCGGCAGCACAGGAAGCCGGAACCGAAGAAGUGGCCGAGAAUUCGGACACCACUGACCCUCCAACUGCUGAUGACCAGGCGGCGCAAGACGAGGCCGUGACCUCUCAAACGACAGAAGAUGCUGAGGCAGACGACGACGAAGUUGAAGGAAGCGAAACGGCCAAGGAAAGCCCGAGCUCCGACGCCGCCGCUGAGCCUGAGGACUCUGGCGACGACGACGAUGACGGCGGCGAUGGCGACGGGGCAGGCAACAACGGGGACUCCCUCGCCGUUCACCUGCCGGCUCUCCUCGCCUCCACUGUCUUCGCUCUCAAGUUCGCCCACUGAGAGAAGAGAGGAGACACAGCAACAUGAAAGGAGAAGAUAAAGGAGAGGGACGGCGAGGACGAUGGGAGGAAGAGGACGAGGGCGAGGAGGAGGAGGAGGAGAGAUGGCAAGAGUGACAGGAAAUGGAGG
Molecule: messenger RNA, 621 nt
Organism: Penaeus chinensis
Lineage: Eukaryota; Metazoa; Arthropoda; Malacostraca; Decapoda; Penaeidae
Product: trigger factor-like
Exons: 5
Coding region: 70-492 (140 amino acids)
Source: RefSeq, a predicted model, not a curated record